GACGAGGAGGAUUGGCAGCAGACACGGGGAACGCAAGUUUUGGGACCGGCAUCCCUUCCCGGACCCGUGGGCUCGGUCACGGUCACCGGCUCUACCCACAAUGCCUGUGUUUUACUCACCUGUCCCCGAGAGCCUGCAGAUGGGUCUGGCCUACGUGGGAGGCUCUGUGUUCACCAACAACCGGACAGCAGACAGCGACUCCACCAGGGAGCAGGAGGACGCCUCCGUGGUGAACGAGCUGGUUUCUCACCUUCCCCUCCAGAUGCUUCUGUACUUCAACAUGUUUUAUUUCCCCUGUUGGUGGUUUUCUGCUGUCUUCAUGUUGGAAGUAAAGUUCUAUUAUCUUCCCGGGUACUACCAGGCUCUGCUCAUAACGGGGAUGAUCCUCCUCACGCUCGUGGAAGUGGUCCGACUCCAUCUGGGCUACAUUGGCAACCUUAAAGAAAAGGUGCCAGAGCUGGCGGCCUUCUGGCUCCUGUCUUUCAUGUUCCAGCUGCCAGUGCUGCUGUUCUUCCUGACCGACGAGGGAAUCAUCAUCCUGCCCCUGGAGAGAGCCGUCCACGCCCUCUACCUCCUCUUCCUGCUCGCCCAGAUCCUGGCCUCGUUCCUGGCGCUCAGGACCAUGACCCGGAAGCUCACCUUGCUCUUCCAUCUGCGCCAGUUCGGCAAGGUGGAGAGCUUCCAGCACGCGGGGAUGAGCCCCGUCUCCGGGCUGCCCUACCGCCGCAGUGUGCUGCCCGUGACACUCACCCGUGACGUGCACCGUUAGAGUAAAAAGCUGUUUUCAAUUAAACCACACACACACACACACACACACGGUAUUCUGGGUAUUCUCAUCUUUUUAGGUGUUUGCGAUGUGUUUACAGUACAUUCAGUUCACUCUCUGGGUGUGUUUCCGUCUACCUGUUUGGAUAUUUUAAAAUGUGCACAUUAAAAAAAAAAGACGAUGUAAAAUUGGAAAAAUGUAAUAUCUAAUAUGACUGGCGUUGUUUUAAUUGCCUUAAGAGCGCUGCAUGAACGAGUCGACAAACCCGGUUCCCUCGUCUCGAAGGCAAACGGGGUAGUGGUGUGUUUUUUGGGGGGUUAGAUUGAUGAAAUAAGGUCUGUAAGGGGUUUUAAAAGUUAUGUUCUACAAUAUAAAAAUAAAGUACAUCUGUAAAUACC
Molecule: messenger RNA, 1164 nt
Organism: Cyclopterus lumpus (lumpfish)
Lineage: Eukaryota; Metazoa; Chordata; Actinopteri; Perciformes; Cyclopteridae
Product: transmembrane protein 17A
Exons: 4
Coding region: 101-769 (222 amino acids)
Biological process (GO): non-motile cilium assembly
Cellular component (GO): ciliary transition zone
Source: RefSeq, a predicted model, not a curated record